UAAGUUGAAAUUUAUUUUAGGAGAGAGCGAAUUGUUACUGGAACGUUUUAGCGAGCGUGUAAGUAGAGAGAGCACGUUGCGUGUCCGAAGCACAUAGGAAAGCAGUCGCUCGCUCAUUCUCACACUCUCCACUCACUCGAUAAAAUUAUUAAAAACAAAUCAUUUUCCCUUAUAAAUCUGAAUUUUUAAGAGAAUAGUUAUGGAGGAAUUAAGUAAUCCUAAGGACAAAGAGUUGGAUAAUUAUACGACGGAGGAUUUAACGAAAAUCAUGGAGUGUGCCGUCGGCAGAAAGGAUUACGUUUUAGUGGGAAAAAUUAGUGUAAUUUUGGUGGAGAGGUCGACUCCACCUCAAGGUCCUUCUGUCAGCAAAGUACCACGUCUUGAGAUAGUUGUCGUGGCAGAAAAUAAAUCAGUUAGUGCACAAGUGCCAGCCAUCCUGACCUCCCUAUUCAAGUGGGACUUGACCCCGAUUGUCGUCACGCCUCUUCCACCACCACCAACAGCUGGCGGGUGUAUUUGCCACGGAUGGGUUCGACCAGCAGACGCCACAUUGGGGAGCAUCAUCCACAAGGCGGUGAAGAAAGCCGUCGGCUGGAUUGAGGAAAAGGAUGGAUGUGAAAGCCAGAUCAAGAUGUCGGAAAAAUAUAUGAAAUGGAGAAAACAGAACGAUCAGAAGGCUAAACCGGGCCCGAAGAAAUCCUGCCGUCUUAUUACAUUCCAAGGGAAAACGAAGUCGCUGUAUUUUACGGAUGGGAGAUUAAGAAUUAAAACUGGGACGAGGGGGACAAAUACUCAACUUUGUUCAUGGGCUAAUUGCUGGGAAGUAAAACAACGCAAUUGUGCAGACCACCAGCAAAAUAUGUGGCGUAUAACGGCCGUCGGCCUCUUCCAGAACGUUGAGGAUGAAGAUAAUGAAAACGUGGAUGUAAUGGGGGUGGUGCAGCCAACGGUUCAUUCAAUGAAUCGUUACAAUACCAUUUGUACCACCUGGGUAGACAAACGUACCGUUUUCAAGAGAAUCUUGGAAAAGCACAGUUUAGACAUCACCAACGUCGAAAUACUUCAUCGAUUUGAAGAGCUCGCCAACGGCGCCUACGAUGACCGUCUCCGCCAUACACUGAAGCUUGGAAUCGACCUGCUUACUUUCUUCCGAAACCUAAACCUUGCCGACGGCAGCAACUACACCGUCGUGCCUUUCGAUAAUCAACUUAUUAGGUCGGCGUCGCUCUCUCACGUCUUGGAAUUUCUUUCGAAUAAUGGCAUCCAAGUCGGCCAAGGAGACACGGUUUUAAACAAAAUCCCCCCCUUCUCUGACAAUGAACCUCUCGAUUUGGUGGGACUACCCCUUCCCCAUUGAUUUGAAAAUUGCGGUAAUGAGUGAAUUAAGUGAGGAAGAUGAGAAGGAAACUCAUUGAAUUUUGAAAAGCCAAUUGAACCAAGAAUGAGAAAAAAGUUGCGAGCUGGCCGGAAUCGAACCUGCAACCUUUCGUUCUGAUCACUACC
This is a messenger RNA of Folsomia candida, 1503 nucleotides long. RefSeq lists its product as uncharacterized. The coding region runs from base 200 to 1357 and encodes 385 amino acids. The transcript has 3 exons. The record is from RefSeq and is a predicted model, not a curated record. Lineage: Eukaryota; Metazoa; Arthropoda; Collembola; Entomobryomorpha; Isotomidae.